AUGGCGGACUGCAAAACGAGUCCUCCUGCGAGCUCUUACGCCAAUGCUAAGGCAGCUGAUGCGGAGAGCCCCAUACACCUCGAGGACAGCUUCUCGCACGACGCGGAUAUCACCACGAUCAGCUAUGACACCAAGGGCAUCAGCGGGAUAAUCCGGUCGCCGUAUGUGUUUGGUGCCGCCCUCCUGGCCUCCUUCGGCGGCUUCUCCUUCGGCUACGAUCAAGGCGUCAUUUCUCUUAUCCUCACCAUGCCACAGUUCCACGAGCAUUUCCCCGAGGUUGCCCCGGGUCACUCUCGCUAUGGUUUCAAUACCGGCUUCAUGACUGGUAUGCUGGAGUUCGGUGCCUUUGUUGGCUGCUUGGUCUUUCCCCUGCUUGCCGAUCGUUAUUCCAGGAAACGGGGCCUCGCCAUAGCGACAGUCUUCUUUUGUGUUGGUGCCAUUAUCCAGACAGCUGCACAUAACUAUGGCACUCUCGUCGCCGGGCGCACCAUUGGUGGUAUCGGUGUCGGCACCCUUGCCAUGGGAGCACCGUUGUACAUAUCCGAGAUCGCGCCACCAAAUCUCAGAGGCUCUCUGCUCGUCCUCGAGGCCAUCUCUAUCGUCAUCGGGGCCAUCAUUUCUUAUUGGAUCACGUACGGAACCCGGGAGAUUGCAAACGAUUGGUCUUUCAGGUUGCCCUUCCUCCUGCAGAUGGCGCCUGCCCUGAUUGUUGGUAUCGGCAUUCAGUUCUUCCCUUACUCGCCAAGAUGGCUGGCCAUGCGUCACCGCGACGAGGACAGCCUGCGGGCGCUCGAGAAGCUUCGACGCCUUCCUGCGUCGGACCUUCGCAUCCAAACUGAAUGGAAAGGCAUACUUCGCGAAGUCAAAAUCCAGGAGUUUGCGCUGCAGCGCGAACAUGGCAGUAACACCAACCCUGUCGUCCUUGAGUUCAAACAGUGGGGCGAUCUCUUCAAACCCAAGUGCCUGCGACGUACAGUGGUUGCGCUUGCUAUUCCUUUCUUUCAGCAAUUCUCGGGUAUCAACGCUUUUGUGUACUACGCACCCAUCUUUUUCGCCGCUCUUGGGCAGAGCUACGAAAUGUCCCUCAUUCUGAGCGGCAUGGUUAAUAUUUGCCAGUUUGUGGCCGGGAUCCCUACGUUUCUGUUCCUCGACCACAUGGGGCGCCGCAAGCUUGCCAUCUUUGGAGGCAUCGCGAUGGGUAUUCCGCACAUCAUCAUGGCCGGUAUUGUCAACAAGUACAACAACAAAUGGGAGAACAACCCAGGAAUGGGCUGGUUCGGCGUGGCCCUAAUCUACAUUUACGUUCUUGCAUACGCCUCUUCAUACGGACCCCUGGCGUGGACUCUGCCGGCCGAAGUUUUCCCAAGUUCUAAGCGCGCCAAGGGUGUUGGUGCUGCGACGGCUAUGGUAUGGCUGGCAAACUUUAUUAUCGGCGUCAUUGUCCCUGAGAUGCAGCUCAAGCUGGGCUGGGGCACCUAUCUUUUCUUUGGUUGUUUCUGCUUUGCAGCCGCGGUAUUUUCAUUCUUCUUCGUUCCGGAGACGGCGGGCAAAAGUUUGGAAAGUAUUGCAAGUGUGUUUGGAGACAGGCUCGAUAAUGAGGAGCGUGAGCUCGAAACAGAGGUUGCUGUGGUGCCGUGA
This is a messenger RNA of Phaeoacremonium minimum UCRPA7, 1638 nucleotides long. RefSeq names its product putative mfs monosaccharide transporter protein. Gene Ontology annotation, molecular function: carbohydrate:proton symporter activity. Gene Ontology annotation, cellular component: membrane. The transcript is spliced from 3 exons. The record is from RefSeq and is a predicted model, not a curated record. Lineage: Eukaryota; Fungi; Ascomycota; Sordariomycetes; Togniniales; Togniniaceae. The coding region runs from base 1 to 1638 and encodes 545 amino acids. Gene Ontology annotation, biological process: transmembrane transport; carbohydrate transport.